Paramuricea clavata is the source of this 4848-nucleotide messenger RNA. The record is from the annotation of a GenBank genome assembly. Lineage: Eukaryota; Metazoa; Cnidaria; Anthozoa; Malacalcyonacea; Plexauridae.
CACUUUUGUCCAAUGUUUACCCCCCGUUAUUUUUAAAGCUGAACACACGAAUUCCUUUGAUGUUAAGAUUACUAAUUUAUUAGCCGAAGACACUGAUGUAAAUCGCUGUUCCAACAACUGCAAAGGUAUCUUCAAAUCGGUAAGCUUUUUAGCAAGUAGUUUUACUAGGUAUGUGACUAUAAAACUGUUCCAUUUGUAAAUAUAUUAAAACAUCUGCAAACAACGCGAAAUUUGAACGGGUUUAGAAACCAUGCACACACUUGGAGUUGUCAAUAAAUGUAGUCCAAUGCAAAUUUAAGAUCAAUUUUAGUUUCUGUUUUAUUUAUUGAGCGCUGAGCAACCGCAAGUGGACUGUCAAACGUUUUCAACUCGAGACAAAGCAGCUUUAAAGAAAACUGUUGUAUAAUUUUAUAUUUCAGGUCAAUUUGGAAAAGAAUUUUUAGCGCCAGAAAUUCCAAAACAUCAAGAACAAUAUCAAUAUGGCUUCGAAUAAAGUAAGAUUGGAUUUUAAAAUUUUAAUGUGGGGACUUUGUGGCCGAACACAAAAUGUUUUAGUUAAUUAAAAGCUUACAAUAAAAGUAAUUCUUUCGUUUUUUAUUAAUGCGGUGGGUUGAGGGGGUUUUAUUUUCAAAAUUUUUGCACCAGAUUUAUUUUGUGUGUGACAAUUACUAGGCGUGUAGCUAUUAUUUCAAUACGCGCGAAAAAGAUCAAAGGCCAAAUGGUGUCCAGUUUAUUAAUAUUUUUAAACUCUAACUGAAAAAUUACCUUACUACAGCAAAAGGACGAGCGUCUUUUCAUGCUUUAACUGUUAAGAGAAAUACAAAAUUAAUGAACAGAAGUUUGAGAACUAUACAAGCUAAUAAUAGUGUAUAAAACGGUAACUCCAAAAAUAAACAUUUUAAUCGUUCUAGCUUUCGAGUUUCGACUAAGAUCCAGUCAUUGAUGACUGAAUCUUAGUCGAAAGCUAGAACGAUUAAAAUGUUUAUUUUUGGAGUUACCGUUGUUUUUAUAUUCUAUUAAAAUACUCAGUGGUCCGUAAUUCUAGUCCCAGGCUCUCCCUCCGUACUCUGCUUUGAUGUAUUUAAAUAAGUUUUAUAAGUUUUAUGCGCGAGUGUGCUGUGCGGAACACUUCAGCGCGAGAGCCUAGCAGAUUUCAGUAAAAUCACUAAAUGGUCCCUGAUUUCAAAAAAGUGACCCAGGCCUGGUUACCAUCGUUACCAGACACACGCAUUUGUAAAUAAAAAAUGUUAUAGAAAUUUUGUUUGUGUUAAGCCUGCUCGUUAGCAGUUAAGCCAAAUAAUUCACAAAAGAAUGUAUGAUCAACAGCUAUAAACAAUGGUAGCGCAGGCGCAUAGGCGCAAGCAUUAGUUUUACUCUAAUCUCUCGGAACGAAAUAGGCUGCGUACGUUUCGCUACCAUACGGUCAAUGGGCUGUCUACAGACUAAAAGCGUGAGAAUUAUGGUAAGUCUCCGACUAAAAAUGUUUUGACAACACAGUCAUGUUGUGUAAAUAUUCGCAAUCUCCUCAGCUUAAACGUUUCAAGUAGAAAGCGUAGUUGUGUAUGGUCUAGUGUAGAUCACAACUUGCGAGUAUAUAAUUAACACAGUUAGGAUUAUACGACAAAACUGUUUUGAACAUUUUACCAACGUUCAGUGUCAUAAAUUUGUAUAUGUUUUUAAUUGAACACAUUUUUACUACAGUUUAAGAUUUGGUUAUGUAGACAUCGAAUAUGUAUAGGAUGUAGGAUAAACACCGAGAAGGAGAGAUUUACGUCAGAUAAUCACCCGAGGACGCGCAACAUCCGAGGGCAUUAGAGAGGUUAAGAUACCCCGGUUUCGGUGUACGGGUACGAGUAGUGUCAUCUUGUUUUACUGAUGUCUGUAAUUCGAUCAUACUUUUUCUGUUUUCUUGCAAUAGACAAUGAUAUAAUGGGGAAAAUGUGCACCUUAAUUACGAGUAAAGGUACAGACAUCGACGAAAAUAUUGCUAACCAAAAUCAUGCUACCCAUACACCGAAACCGGGGUAUCUUAACCUCUCUAUUAUCUGACAUAAAUCCCGACUUUCGAGGUGUUUAUCAUAUUUAAAUCUUGAUCGAGGUUUUCCAACAAAGUUUUGUUUGUUUCGUUUCCUCUGAACGACGAUUUUCUGAGUUUACCUUCAUCUUUUCAGGUAAUUAAUAUUCAAGGUGAUUAUUAAAAAUAAUCACCUCGGUACAUCAAAGAAAAGCGACUCAAUGAUAAAUUGAGGGCAUUGGCUCUGGGGAAAUAGAAUUUUUCCUGUGCUGUGAUUGGUUUAACGUUUAUCAAUAGUGCAUGCUGACAACAACUGGAACCCCUAAAUUUAGGAGUCCCGGUUUUCUAUUUCCCCAGAACCUUCCUCGCCCGCGCACAAGCAUUUACGCGAUUGGAACGACUGGGACUAGGCUGGUGUUCCUGGUAUAACGUUUUGAUGGAUUGCUUUGCGUGUUUUUUGUUCGUUCGUUCGUGCAUGCGCGGUUAUUAUCAAGCCGGUAUCACGAUGUGUUGUUCCCAGUUGUUGUGACAAGUCAAGUUGUUAUCACCUUGUACAAGUUGUUCCAACAAGACUAAUACAGGCUGUUCGUAAGAAAAUGCUACGAGCUUGUUGCCAUCAAUUUGUUAUCAACUUGUUACGAUAUAUCAGACUUGUUCAAACAACUUAUUGCGAAUCUGUUGGCCUCAUCAACCUUGUUACAAGAUGAUAACAACUUCUUCCAGACUUGCCAACAACUGGGAACAAGCAGUGCGAACACAUUGGCAACUACCAGGAACACCGUGGAAAAAGUAAAAUGCACAUACACUAUUCUAACAACGUACAUCCGGAACGAUAUAAAAAAAACAAUUUUACGUGUGGGCCAAAAAGGCUAAGACCGUGGACGGAAAAUAAUGAAUAAAAACAAGUUAUCGCGCUUUUUGUUCAGGAUUCAAAAAUCGUGCAAGACACUUCGAUGAAACUGGGCGAUGAUAUCAAUCUCGCAGACCAAGACAAUGUCCAAAUGGACCCAGUCCUAGCCCAGAAUAAGUACCCGGAUUUGAGUGGUGCUAAAUCUAUCAUGGCAAAAUACCUCACUAAAGACGUGUUUGAAAGACUGAAAGAUAAGAAAUCUAGCACUGGAUUCACCAUCGCUCGAGCCGUGAAUACUGGAGUCCAGAAUAAACCCAAGUCAUUGAUGGGUUGUCAUGCAGGGUAGGUAAGGUGGUAUGAUGAUGAUGGUGGUGAUAAUGGUGGUAGUAGUGAUCAUGGUGCUGAUGACGAUGAUGGUAGCGAUGGAUCAGAUGGUGAUAAUGGUGACAAUGCUGGUAAUAAUAGUGAAGAUGGAUGGUGGUGAUGGUGAUAUCUUAGAUCAUUAGAAAGUAUUCAUAUUUUUUAAAAAUAUUUUUAGGGACACGGAUUCCUAUGCAGUGUUUGCAGAGUUCUUCGACCCAGUGAUUGAAGAGUACCAUCGUGGUUUCAAGCCGACUGACAAACAUGUCACUGACAUGAACGUGGAUAAUUUGAAAGGCAAUAUUGACGAGCCAGGGAAGAUUAUCUCAACAAGGAUUAGAGUGGCGAGGAAUAUUACUGGUUUUAAUCUGGCACCAGGUAUGGUAGUUUUGUACUGGUGAUUUCUCACCAUCAUGACCAUUAUUCAUCAUUACCACAAUCACCAUCACCACUACCACAAUGAAUCACCUCAACCAAUUCCAACGCUUCUUAGGUCAAAACAGCAAAGACGAGAAGCUAGCAGUUGAAUCCUUGAUGCUCAAAGUCUUCGAGAAAUUGGAAGGAGACUUGAAAGGCCGCUACUACUCUUUGGUCAAGAUCACCGAAGAAGAACGCCAACAGUUGGUUCGUGAACACUUGCUCUUCAAAGGGAAUGACAAGAUGCAGGCGGACAGCGGGUACCAUCGCUGGUGGCCACAUGGCCGAGGUAUCUAUCUCAACGAAAACCGUACUUUUGCAGUCUGGUUGAAUGAAGGCGAUCACAUCCGUGUCAUUUCCAUGCAGCAAGGUAAGAUGUGAUGAUGGUAAUGAUUAUGGUUGUGAUGAUGGUGGUGGUGAUGAUGGUGAUAAUGGUGGAAAUGAUGGUGGUGAUGAGGAUGAUAGUACUGAUGAUGGUGAUAAUGGAAAAUAAACAAUUAGACAGUAAGCAUAGAAAAAGUAACCAUACCUCCUCCACAUUGCCAGGUGGUGAUGCCAGAUCAGUCUUUACAACCCUGGUGAAAGCAGUCAACACCAUUGAAACUCUCAUCAAACAGAUUGACGGCCGUGGUUUCCAGAAAACCGACCACCUUGGCAUGAUCACAUGUUGUCCUACCAACCUGGGCACGGGUCUGAGGGGUGGGGUUCUCAUCCAACUCGCCAAACUCCAGGCCAAGAUGGGAGAGGAUGGUCUCAAAGAAUGGGCAAACGCCAAUCAUUUGCAAGUGCGGGGCUUGUAUGGAGAGCACUCAGAUUCUUCUGGAGCGAUCUAUGAUGUAUCCAACAAGUACAGAUUGGGCUAUUCUGAAGUACAGUUAGUGCAGUUCGUCAUUGAUGGUGUUAACAAGCUCAUCAAGAUGGAGGCAUCUGGUUGAAAUACUUUGAACAUUUUAUCACGUAUGGAAAUCUAGUUCAAGUAUAUGCGAGUAGAUAUAAACUGCAAUUGUAAAACUAGGAUAUCAUUGGAACGUUUUAAAGUUUACUUUUAGUCUUAAAAUUUUUUUAAUGUUUUUAUCAAGUAUAGAUAUCAUAGAUAUCUACAAUUUUAGUGUGUAGAAAUAAAUGUUUGAAUAAAAUGAAUAUCCACAAAAUAUUCACCAAAUCUACAACACUGUUUUAGACUAUCCCUGUCGUUACUGGACUUCUA